UACAUAUCGUGAUUUAUAAACCCAUCAUGUCACUCGUUCGUCAUUGCCAUGAAUAUAAUGGGCUUUACAUACAAAAAAUCGACGGCCCAAUAAAGACUCCACAUGCUUUCUUCCCGAGACGGAACUGAUUCCAAUAAGCAAUUUUCUGCGAGUCUUCAGUCUUCUUCACUCACUCACACUCUUUUCGUGCUUUCCCAUAUAAACCCUGCGAUUGUUCUUCUGCCCUCGACGCUUCUCCAUUUCAACGAGCAUCAUCAUCCAAAUUCGUUACAGACUUAGUACGUAUACGCUCCAACUCUCUCAGCGCAUCUGCUCAAUCUCGUUUCGGUUCUUAGGGUUUUACUGUUGAAUGAUUAGAUUCUUAGGCAGCAAUGAGUGUGAGUGGAUACAAGUCAGAUGACGAGUACUCUGUAAUCGCAGACAAGGGAGAGAUCGGAUUCAUAGACUACCAAAACGACGGCGUCUACAAUCCGUUAGACGAAGGCCCCGUCGUGAUCUCUGCCCCUUUCCCUUUCAGAAACGAGAAGCCUCAAUCAAUAACCGUCGGAGAGACUUCUCACGACUCCUUCACCAUCAAGAACACUACCGACGAGGCCGUUGAUCUCUGGACAAAGAUCUACGCAUCCAACCCCGAGGACUCCUUCACCCUCUCCGUCCUCAAACCGCCUUCCAAAGACUCUGACGCCAAGGAGAUACAGAGCUUCUACGAGACCUUCACUCUCGAAGACAGGAUGCUCGAGCCUGGCGACACGUUGACUAUCUUUGUCUCUUGCAAGCCGAAGGAUAUUGGUUUGCAUACGACUGUGAUUAGCGUUGAUUGGGGAUGUGACAACGUUGAGAGGGUUGUUUUCCUUUUGGCUGAGGAUAAGAUCUCGAGCUCUCUGGCGACUAACAGGCCUUACUCGAGGAAUAGGAGGGGGCCAAGGAAGGAUUUUGCAGUGGAUAGCUACGUGACGGGGUCGAGGCCUUCGAAGGCGGUGGCGCAGCGUGCUUAUAAGAAUAGGCUUCCUCGGUAUGAGAUUCCCAAGGAGACUAGAGUGAUGCUUGAGAAGAAGGAGGUUCCUGAUUUUUUGAACGAAGGUCUGACGGUUAGAAACUAUGCGAAGUAUUACAAAAUGUUGCUUAUUAUGGAAGAGCUACAACUCGAGGAAGACAUGCGAGCUUAUGAUAUGGAGAAUGUUACGAUGAGGAGAAGGGGUCUGUAUUUGUCUCUCGAAGUUCCGGGGCUUGCUGAGAAAAGACCUUCCCUUGUCCAUGGUGACUAUAUCUUUGUAAGACAUGCCUAUGAUGAUGUAACUGCUCAAGCUUAUCAGGGCUUUGUACACCGAGUGGAGGCGGAUGAAGUGCAUUUGAAGUUUGCUUCCGAGUUCCACCUUCGCCACACAUCUGGGAGUGUAUAUAAUGUGAGGUUUACUUACAAUCGGAUCAACACUAGAAGAUUGUACCAGGCUGCUGAUGCGGCAGAAGGUUUGGAUCCUAACUUCCUCUUUCCAUCCUUGAAAUCCGGGAAAAGGAUGAUAAAGACGAAACCAAUCGUGCCCAUUUCGCCAGCUCUUAACGCAGAGCAGAUUUGUUCCGUUGAAAUGAUUCUUGGAUGCGAAGGAGCACCGCCGUAUGUGAUCCAUGGACCUCCCGGUACUGGGAAGACCAUGACAGUGGUGGAGGCGAUAGUUCAACUCUAUACAACUCAGAAAAAUGCUCGGAUUCUCGUCUGUGCUCCUUCCAAUAGCGCGGCUGAUCACAUUUUAGAGAAGCUGCUUUGUCUGGAGGGAGUUCGCAUCAAGGACAAUGAGAUUUUCAGGCUGAAUGCAGCUACUCGUUCCUACGAAGAAAUCAAACCUGAGAUUAUCCGGUUUUGCUUCUUUGAUGAGCUUGUUUUCAAGUGCCCUCCGCUCCAAGCUUUGAAUCAUUACAAACUCAUUGUUUCAACAUAUAUGAGUGCAUCCCUUCUUAACGCAGAAGGUGUGAAGCGUGGUCACUUCACUCAUAUUUUCUUAGACGAGGCUGGUCAAGCGUCAGAGCCAGAAAACAUGAUUGCUCUCUCAAAUCUAUGCUUGUCAGAAACUGUGGUUGUGCUUGCUGGAGAUCCAAGGCAGUUGGGUCCGGUUAUAUACUCGAGAGAUGCGGAGUCACUCGGCUUGGGGAAAUCAUACUUGGAAAGAUUGUUUGAGUGCGAUUAUUACUGCGAAGGGGAUGAGAACUAUGUGACAAAGCUAGUGAAGAACUACAGAUGCCACCCAGAGAUACUUGAUCUCCCAUCAGAGCUGUUCUAUGAUGGAGAACUGGUAGCGUCCAAAGAAGACACAGACUCUGUUCUUGCGACAUUGAAAUUCCUCCCAAACAAAGAAUUCCCAAUGGUUUUCUAUGGGAUCCAAGGAUGCGAUGAGAGGGAAGGCAACAAUCCGUCAUGGUUCAACCGUAUAGAGAUCAGUAAAGUUAUAGAGACAAUCAAGAGAUUGACAGCGAACGACUGUGUGGCGGAAGAGGAUAUCGGAGUUAUAACUCCUUACAGGCAGCAAGUAACGAAGAUCAAGGAGGUUCUCGAUAGGUUAGAGAUGACUGAAGUCAAAGUCGGUAGCGUCGAGCAGUUCCAAGGGCAAGAGAAACAAGUCAUCAUUAUCUCAACUGUAAGAUCUACAAUCAAACACAACGAGUUUGAUAGAGCCUAUUGUCUGGGCUUCUUGAGCAAUCCAAGGAGGUUUAAUGUCGCAAUCACCCGUGCAAUCUCUCUGCUAGUGAUCAUCGGAAACCCACAUAUCAUAUGCAAGGACAUGAAUUGGAACAAGCUUUUGUGGCGAUGUGUGGAUAACAAUGCUUACCAAGGAUGCGGUUUACCAGAGAGGGAAGAGUUUGAGGAGGAACCGUUUCAUCAAGAAGAAAGCAGCAAUGCUCCUCCUCAAUACUCUGUUGAAGAAGCGUGGAACAUGAGCGGCGAGGUCAACAACAACGGCACAAAGGAGAAAAAUGAAUGGUCUGAUGGAUGGAACGACGAUGUUGCUGGGACGAAGGAAAAUAACGAUUGGUCUGAUGAGUGGAACAACAAUGGUGGUGGGAAUAAAGAAAAAGACGAAUGCUCUGAUGGUUUUAACAACAACGGUGGCGCAAAGGAAAUAGAAGAAUGCUCUGAUGUUUGGAACAACAAUGAUGCCACAAGGGAAAUAGAAGAAUGCUCUGAUGUUUGGAACAACAAUGGUGGUGGGACUAAGGGAAAAGAAGAAUGCUCUGAUGGUAACGAUGGUGGUGGGAAUAAGGAAAAAGAAGAAUGGUCUGAUGGUUGUAACAACAAUGGUAGUGGGACUAAGAAUACUGAUGAAUGGUCUGAUGGUUGGAACGACAAUGGUGGUGGGACUAAGAAUACCGACGAGUGGUCUGAUGGGUGGAAGUAAAUUGAUAAUAUUAUGGGCAAGUAAUGUUGAUGAGCGAACUAAGGCUAUUUUGGAUUUGUUGGUACGUUCGUUUGUGUAUCUUCUGGAACCUUUUGGUGUAUUUUUCAUAGCUUUAAUAACCACUUAAUUUGGUGUGGAUAAACUUUUGUGGUAACAUCUUUGUUUAUACGAGACAUGCAAGCAUCAAAUUCAAAUAAAUUUAGAACAGUA
Messenger RNA from Brassica rapa (field mustard), 3596 nucleotides. Its product is annotated as probable RNA helicase SDE3. Lineage: Eukaryota; Viridiplantae; Streptophyta; Magnoliopsida; Brassicales; Brassicaceae. The record is from RefSeq and is a predicted model, not a curated record. Gene Ontology annotation, molecular function: RNA binding; 5'-3' RNA helicase activity.